This is a messenger RNA of Hyalella azteca, 8103 nucleotides long. RefSeq names its product transcriptional repressor p66-alpha (gene simj). Gene Ontology annotation, cellular component: NuRD complex. Bases 228 to 3596 code for a protein of 1122 amino acids. The transcript is spliced from 11 exons. The record is from RefSeq and is a predicted model, not a curated record. Lineage: Eukaryota; Metazoa; Arthropoda; Malacostraca; Amphipoda; Hyalellidae. Gene Ontology annotation, biological process: negative regulation of transcription by RNA polymerase II.
AGCAAUAUGUGAAGAUGAAGCAAAGCUCAUCUAGCAAUUGUUAGUGUACUCAGGAUUACAGGACUGCAUAAAGCCUGCAAAUUCAGCUAUAUUCCUGUGGUGUAAAUGUUCAGUUUAUUGUCACAUACUCAGUUGAUAUUUUAUGAUGUUCAGGACCUCAAGUGUGACAAGUUAGUAGUUCAUUAAUUAUUUUUGCCUGGGUUGCCUGUUGACUGCUGCUGGCAGUGAUGGAUUUGAGUAUCAGCAGUAGCAGCACAAACAGUGGUGCUGCAAGUGGUACCGGUGUUCUGACUGACUUGCCCACCAUGGAGGGCACCAUAUCACCUGGUCCUUCUCUGACCAGCGAGUCUCCCUUGGCUGCCCUCAACUCCCUCACAAGCUCUGUGUCAGCGUCUGUUGGGAGACACCACAACUCUGCAGCUACCACUGCUUCUCUUCCCAACCCUACCACCCACACAAACAAUAAUAACUCUGACAACACUACUAACAGUAAUAACAAUAUCAGUGCUAACAGCAGUACUAGUAAUACCAACAGGAGCAGUACACAUGAGAGUGCAAUGGCUCUCAAUAGUAUCAAUAAUCCCUCAGCUGUUCUGCUCAACAGUGAUAAAUUAGGUAAAACUCAUUCAAGUUGGUCCUCUAGUGACCCAAGUGAUAAUAGCAAUAGAACUUCUUCUUCAAGUAGGUCUAUAAAUAUUAAUAAUUUUUCUAGUUCUCUGGGUAAUAGCACUCAUUUAGAACAGAUAAGCCCCCCUAGCACCUCUUCUCCUAGUAAUACUAUCAACAAAAUGAACACCAACUGCAGCCGUCCCAGCAGCAGAUGUUCUACAGAAGGCAAUGAAGCUUCCAUUGAUCUCACACGCCCCUCUUUGACAAGAAAAAGAAAUCGUGAAGAUGAUUGGUCGGGCCCGAACUCCGUGAACGGUAAUGCCGGUAUUGAAGAAACGCCACCUGGACCCCAAACCUCCCGACGCAAGCUGAAUACCAGCAACCCCACAUACCAAAGCAAUGGCCUGAGUAACGGAAGCCUUACUAACGGCGACGACAACGUCUUGGACGAGGACGACGAAGACCUGGAUGCUGGUGACGAUCUUUCCUCGCCUAAAUGGAACGGUGGCAAGAACGGCGAAAUCGGCGGCAAAGACGACAUGGACCCCGAGGAAUCGUUCAAGGACCUGAGUCCUGAGGAACUGGCCAAGAGGAAGGAGAUGGUCAACAGACUACAGGUGCAGCUCCGCACUGAGGAAAUGAAACUUGUGCUCCUAAAGAAGCUCAAAAUUUCUCAGCAAAUGCUGAAAGAGAGCCUCCCCAACUGCGACACCAAAGCCGCUCUCAUCAAACUUCCUGCCAACACAACAGCCAUCAAACUCCCGCCAUCCACACCUUCUCAGCUCCACAAUCAUCACAAACAAGAGUCUUCGUCUUCUAAGGUAUCCUCUCAAUCGACGUGCAUUAGCAGCAGCAGCAGCAGUAACAAGGUUCAGAUCUGCAGCACCAAUUCCCAGUCGCAACGUAAUGGCAGUAGCAGCAGCAGCAGCGGUAGCAGCGUCAAGACACCUAGCGUAUCGCCCUCUCUGUCACCUACGGCACUACAGGCGCAGAGGCAUCUUCUUGCUAGAGGAACGACCCUAACGAGCACGGUAGGCGGUACGAGCAGUAAGCCAGGGAGUCCGUCCCUGCUGCCACCAUCUCAGUCGUGUUCCUCAUCCAGCAUGGGGUUGCCUGCGUCCCUCAACCUCCCCUUCAACCUCUCCCGCGAAGUCGAAAUUAUCAGAAAAGAUUCUCCUUCAGCCAGUCCGCGUGACUCUCCGUCACACCACUCCAAGGUAAGCAGCAGCAGCCUACAGAACAACAGCAGCAGCAGUGCAGCGGCACACAGCAGCAGAAGUAGCGGCAACAGCAGCAGCGGUGCAGCAGGUGCUGCUGAUGACGGCCUCAGCGGCGGUGGCCAAACUCCAGCACAAAGACAAGCUGCCGCUCGACUCGCCCUCAGGAAGCAGCUCGAGAAAACGCUGCUAAGAAUUCCUCCACCGAAACCUCCUCCUCCCGAGAUGCAUUUCAUUCCGAACCCAAGCAACAACGAGUUCUUGUACCUGGUGGGCCUCGAGAUGUCCGUUAAUAGGAUCCUGCAUAACAAUACCAAGGAACCGGUGGAACAGCAACCCACGCCCUUCAUUUGUUCCCAGUGUGGAACUGACUUCACUCCUGCCUGGAAACUGGAGCCUCAUCCAAUGCUGCGUGAAGGUUCGCCAGACGUUCGUAUCAUGUGCGACGCCUGCGUGACAACCAACAUAAAGAGCGGCCUCAAACAGGAACACACGAACAGACUGAAGGCGGCCUUCAUGAAAGCUCUGCAACAGGAACAAGAGAUAGAACAGAGACUUGCUGCACAGAGCUCGUGGGAGAAUGAAAAUAGGAGACAACAGCAGCAGCAACAACAGCAGCAGCAGCAACAACAACAGCAACAGCAGCAGCAGUUACAGCAACAAUAUCGUUCUAGCAGCAGCCGCAGUCAUCACUCCUCUCAUCACAAACGCUCUGAGCUCACGCUCGAGAAGGUAAACGUUUCCGACAACAGCAACAACAACAGCAGCAAUUUGCAUCGGAGCAGCACCCCCAGCGUAUCUGUGACGUCCAUCAAAGACCUGCAACGUCAGCAGCAACCUCACCACAGCAGCAGCCGCAGCAGCAGCAGCAGCAACAAUAACAGCAAUGCGAUCUCCGCGUCUAUAGCUUCAAUAAGUCGCCAACAUGAAUUGAUGCUACAGCAGCAGCGCAGAGAACGCGAGAGAGAAAUCGAAAGAGAAAGAGAGCGGGAGCGUGAACGACAAUUACGAGAGAGGGAACGACAGCAAAGAGAACGUGACUUGGAACGAGAGAGGGAGAGAGAACGAGAAAGAGAGUACAGAGCAGAAAAAGAGCGUCGGGAGCGAGAAAGAGAAAGGGAUCAAAGAGAAAAAGACAUGUACUUGCCGCCGGGUUUAACAAAGCAGCAGAAGGAGCAGUUCAUGGCCAGCAUGAGCACUGCAGCAGCUAUGGCGCAGGCCAUGAGCAGUCCUGCAGCUCUGCAGCAGAUGCAGGCCGCCCAGCAGCAGCUGCUAAGGAUGCAAGGCUUGGGUGGAGCGGGCACCCCUCAGAUAACUCCUCACUUACUGGCUCCGUACUUGCUGGGCCAUUACAAUCCUUUUAAUCUGCAACUGCAGCAGCUAAUGGCGGCACAGCUUGGUGCUGCAAUACAGCAGCAAGGUGCUAAUGCUGCAGCCGCUGCUGCUGCCGCUGCCAGUGGUGGUGGCGGUGCAGCAGCAGCGGCUGCUGCGGCCGCUGCUGCUGCUGCCGCUGCUGCUUUAGUUGGUGGUGUUGCAGGCGGAAGUGGUAGCAGUAGCAGCAGCAAUAGUAGCAGUACGCAGCAGCAACAACAGCAGCAGCAGAACCUUGCAGUUCAGCAUGAGUUUAUGCGGCAGCGGCAGUAUCUGCUGGACAUGAUACCAUCAGCCGGGCUUCAGGCUGCCGCGGCCGCGCAGCACGCGUCUGCUCAGGGCGGCAGCAGCAGCAGCGGCGGUCACUCUUCUGGCAGCAGCAGUAAAUGGAAGAGUUGAACCAAGCCUCGCAGUAGUCAGCUCAACAACUUGUAACAUUUAAAUCUAUUACUAUGACUAAACUACUAUUACUAUAGCUAGACUUUUAUUUACUAGACUCCUUGAUGCGACAUUUUUACUACCUUGUCAUUUUAUUCAUUUCGUCUCAUGGUAUCACAUUUAAAGACGCCAUUUUAUCAAAUUUCCUUCAGCAGCUGUCCUGAAAAAUUUGUGAGUUUUUUCAAUAAUUGUGCAUUUCUAUUUCUGCGAGAUACUUUCGUUUAUCCAACGCCUUCUAAAUUUUCACAUAACAUAUCUCUGGCUUUCAUCAUUUGCGAUUGCGGGCAAUGUUUUUCUAGAGCCCCAUUAUUUUUGCUAUUCGUUGAUUGACGCAUUGGUCAUUCUUUGUGGCCUCGGUUCAAGAAGAACUUAGAGGUUUUGUUGUGUGAAUGCACUUUUAAAACAUCUCAUGAAUGUUCCGUUUCGGUGGAAGGGAAUUAUUAGAUUUACUGAGUAACUUUACAUUAAUGUCUAACUUCCAUUAUUUCGUUUAAACUGUUCUUACCAUUAUUAAAAGCGCUGAAUUUAUUGCUUACCCAUUUAUCAUAUUUUGCUGCACAAAUUUUGACCCUUCAUGAUUUUGGCAACUAAUUAUCAUCGCAUUUUUCGUAUCCCCUCAGGACUGAACGGUAUGAAUCUGUUUACAAUUAAAUGAGUCAAUUCAGCAACAUUUUUUUUACUCUAUUUUUAUUUCUAAAACUCAACUUUUAAGACUUCCAAGGAAGCUUGUGGCGGUGUAUGCAUGGGUUCUUGUUUUAUCAAGUCAGUUGUUUCUGUGCUAACAACAUGAAAUUACUGAUUGAAUCUGACCACCAUGUUAACUUUAUUAGUACCGCAACUUUAUUUUCCUUUGGGAAUUCAGCACUGCCAAUCGGGUUUUUUGUUCCUUUCUUUGGUUAUGGGUUUCUCGCUCCGUUUUUUUUUCGUGCAUUAAUCAUAGUUCUGAUGCACAAUAGGAAUGAAACGUAUUUCGCUAUUCUUCCUUUAGCUGAAACCGUGAACUGGUUGCGGUUACAAACACCGUCAUCGGAAUAGCUUGCAUUUUAAUUUGCUGUUGACACUUAGGCUGUUUUUGCUAUUAACCGUGUAGUGGAUCUCGUACGAAGUAGCAAUAAUGCUGGCAUAACUUUAAAUUGAAAUUGCCUCGUCUUGCUAUACAUUAAAACCGAAAAAUAAUUGUUGCGCUCCUCUUGCCAGUUGAAUUCUGUAAUUAUAAUUAUUUAAUCGUUAAACUAUAUUUUUGCUAUUGUUAUUUUUUGUGCAUAUUGAUCCUGUGUCUGGUAUCAUUCUCACUCAUAGUAUUUCUUAGUUAGCAUGAACGUAACCGUGGUUUUCAACAUUGAGGAUUAUUAAACAAGGCUUCAUUGUGGGAUUUCCGAUCUUACUCGGUCACGGCAUUGCGCUCUGUAAACGACAUGGAUGCUUUAGGUCUUGUAAUUAAUUGGUUUUUAAUGUCAUUUCUGGAUAGUUAAAUCAGAGAGUCGUCAUCUUGAACGUAUUGAAAUUCGAUCAUUUAUUGCUUGUGAGGACAAAUUUACCCUGUCCUUGGUAAUAUUUUUUAGCCAUAGCUUAUAAGUUACAGUAUUGAGCUGCAACAUGGACGAUAAUCUUCAUGCUUGAACUUAUGCAGGACAGAUAAUGCCGAGUGAAAGUCGUUAUGAACUUUAUUGCGGUAUGUUAAUGCGUUUAAUGCUAUGGCUAUGGGCUGGGGUUUAAAUUUACUGCCAGAAAUAAAUGAUACUGUUAACUAGAUCAACCACCCGCUAUAAGUGAACAAAACGAGCAAUGCCAGCAAAGAACAAGAAAUAAAUUUGUUCUUUUUUAUUUGUAGCGCUGCUUAUUGUCAUUACAUUGGCAAACUUUCGUACUAACACCAUGUAAACCUCUAUUGAAAAUAAUUCCUAUUACCCAUUUUAUUUCCGACUUUUUCAUCCAUAUUUUAGCCGUGAUUGGUUCAAAAUUAUUUAAAUUCUUGAACUGAAAAUUCUGGAGGUAAGGAAAACGUUUUGUGAUCAAAACUUGUUACUCGCUAACCUGUACAAAUUUGCAUAGAGUGAAAUCUGUGUCUCUGGAAAUCGACUAAGGUGUUGUACAUUCUGGUUUGUUUACAUCAACGAGGCGACGAAGGAGGCAAGUCUCUGUUGAAUACGAGCGCAUCUGAUGAAUUUCUUGUGGUAUGACCCUAACAAAAUUUAAAGUCGCCCCAGCUUCUGGUAAUCCAAAUCAGAAGCUGCCGCGUCUGUAAAUUUUCACUGGGGAUGUACUCGAUGGCAGAUUUUGCUGCGCUUCUUGUGAAGCUUGUCUAAAUCUGUGUCAGUCUUGCUCUGUGUAUCCUUUCUUACUGUACAUAGUGACCAAAUUUGUAAGAUAUUGUACAGUGACAACGGAAUGGUAUCUUUUAAGGUUUAGCUAUCGCCUGAAUUCGAAGUUUCAGCUGUGAGCAAUUAUGGUGUUAAAAUUCCUCUGUAAUGAACAGUUUCUUCUGUUACUGUCCAACAUGGAAUUAUACCGAGUACCGUACGCUAUUUGUCUGGAGUAAAUUUCUCUUCGUAUUUUAACUCGUACAUCUUAAAUUAUAUUUCGACUUUUGAGACCACUAAAUUAUAUGUAUACAUAACUUGAUUAUUUGCAUUUUAUAAACUCGGCGUCGAGUUUUUAUCCUGUGCUUAUCAUUUUAUUUGUCUGAUGAUAAUUUAUCAUUGUUUUAACUUGAGGUUAUUAGUUGAUUAUGGGUUCUAAUUUGCUGUAGCACUUGUUCUUGUUUACUUCAAUUUUCACGACGUGUUGAAUUGGAACUUGAGUGUGCAAGAAUGAAAUCGAUGGUAAUGCUAUGCUGUCUGGCUGUUUUAUUGCAGAUUUAACCUCUCACUUUUUCUUUUGGAGGAAACUUUCAAUUGGGGCUUGCAGUUGUCUUGCUAAAAUUAAGUAAUUUCUCACUUUUGCAUUCAUUAAAACGUGAGAUUUUCAAAUGCACAAAAGCUUUGAAAUCUUUCUAUAUUUUCUCUACGUUCCGAAGAUGGAUAUUCGUCUCGCGUUUAGUUAGCAACAUGUUAUUUUAUUUCAAGUACUAAUCUGUUUGCUUUUAUUUUCAGAAAUAAUUGAAAAAUAGCGCGUAAAUUUUAAGUUUCCGGUACACGAUGGAAUUAGUUUUGUUGUAGUGCUUAUAUUUAUUAAUAAUUCCAUUUGAAAUUGUAGUUGUAAUAUCAGCGUUUUUGUUAUGUUAAUAUUACCGGGCGUUCUUUCAUACGUGUCAGGGCCUCCCUGGACCAACUGUCCUAGUACGAGUGAUUGAUUUAUGAGCGAUUUUCUCUGAAUUAUAAGUGAUACCCUGUCGCGUUGUUUACCCAAGUUCAAUUCUUGUACAAUUUCCGUGGUUUGUUCUACUGUAAAUUGAUGAGCUAUUUCUAAAUAAAAUUUUAUAUCAAUAUAUUUCCCUGAAAGCGGAGAUAGUGCUAACAAUUAUAUUUAUAGACAGUCUUUCUUAUAAUUUAAUUUGAUAUUUAGUUUGUUGGAAAUUUUAUCACGCAAAAAUUUCUGUUCCAAAGAAUGGCUGCGGAAUUUCUCCCAAACCAUCAAUAUAACCGACUAGCUUCCAUGUUCUUAAAUGCCACAAUUUUGAGCACCGUUUCUAUUUAUGUGUUAUCAUGCAUUUUUCCAUAUUUGGCAGAAUUUAGUGAGGAAUAUGUAAUAAAGGGCUGACUCACUCUCCCACUCGUGACCCAUCAAUCAUCUCAAGUGACUUCUUCUUACCAAAUUUAAUUCAGUUUGUAAGCACUGCAACUCUCAUAUGUCGUGAAUGAAGCCUUGUCGUUUGAUGCAUCGAAAACCCAUCCCCGCACUACCUGCUGAAUCUGACGCACGCAUCGCAUCAAAGUAUUUGCUGCUGGAAGUCAUUUUUCUCGAUUUACUGUAAAAAAUUUAUUUGCAUUUUGAAUUUGGGGUCUGGUGACCUUGAAAAAGAACAUUCAGUUAACUGCCACUCGUCAAGUGUUCGCGAUAGGAAGAUAAUGUUGCUACCGUAACCGCAUGCGUGAGCAUGUGAGUGUGACCCUUCUUCAUUCCGCCGAGCAUGCGUGUUGCCUAGGGAUUAAUGGGUUAUGAAUAAUAACUUGAAACGUGCUUUUCUUUUGAAUACUCGACUUCAUUGUGGGCCUUCUCGGUUAGGCUUAGUCGUGUGUGUGUGGUGCAGAGCUGUGGUGCGAACGAGCUCCUCUAUCGUGUUACCUUCUACUAGGCUUGUAUCCAAGCUCCUCUAUAGUAUUGUAGCUGUUAGUAGUAUGAUGUUCGCGCGGAAAUGUUCAUAAGAUAGCAGGUAAAUAGCUGACAAUGUAGAUACACCGUGCAUUUAAUCUUAUAAUGGUAGGGGCAGUUCAUGGUUUUUCGUGUGUGAGAGAGCAAGCGUUGAACGGAUAACUUUUUCUAAUUGUGACCAAAAUGUUGAAAUCUUUAAUAAAACUCCUAAACUACA